This is a messenger RNA of Triticum turgidum subsp. durum (durum wheat), 390 nucleotides long. The record is from the annotation of a GenBank genome assembly. NCBI's taxonomy places the organism in Eukaryota, Viridiplantae, Streptophyta, Magnoliopsida, Poales, Poaceae.
AUGUCGGCGGUGGUUGCGCAGGACGUCGCGCCGCCCAUCGAGGCUGCCUCGGCGGCCGAGGUGGAGUGGGCGGCCUGCGCGUGCUGCGGGCUCAGGGAGGAGUGCACUGCGGCGUACGCGGCCGGCGUGCGCGCGCAGUACGCCGGGCGGUGGCUGUGCGGCCUCUGCGCCGACGCCGUGGGCGAGGAGCUCGCCGCCUGCGGUGUAGUGGAAGGAGGAUCGGCGUCGGCUACGGCGGAGGUAGAGGCAGCGAUCGCGAGGCAUGCCGCCUUCUGCCGGUCGUCACCCGCAGCGGCCGAGCGGCUCAUCGCCGCGGUGCGGCGGCUGCUCCGCAGCCAGAGCGGGAGCAAGCCGAAGGCCGUGGUGGUGCUGGAGUUCCAGGACGCCUGA